CGGGCCCAGGCUGCUAGGCCGCAAAGCCAGGGCCUGAAGGGCGCCAUGUUGCCCGUCGUCGCCGGUGUCUCCUCCUCCUCCUUUUCCUCCUCCUUGAGGCGGGGGCAGGACGAGGCCCGACGACGGCCAGGCGAAACCCACAGAGCUGAGACCAUUAAGAAGCUGCACAAUGCUGACUGAAGCUUUGGCACGGCAAGCAAACGUAUGGAAGAAAUUGCCCUCCUCCUGUGAUGGGCGCCGGCAUUUCUGGGGCUGGUUAAACAGUGUUUUCAACAAGGUAGACUACGAACGGAUCCAGGCUGUUGGCCCAGACAGAGCAGCUUCGGAGUGGCUCCUUCGGUGUGGAGCAUUUGUACGAUAUCAUGGAUUUGAUAAAUGGCAGCAAGAUUACAAUGGCCUCCCUACUGGGCCAUUAGGAAAAUAUAAGAUACAAGCAAUAGAUGCCACAGAAUCUUGCAUCAUGUAUAAAGGAUUUGAUUAUUUAGAUGGCCUGGAACAUGUUGAGGAAAUCAAAUUUUGCAAGUGCAUGUACAUCCAAGAUGACUGCUUACAGCGGCUCAGCGAGACCCAAAGCUUGCAGAAAAGUCUGCUACGCCUGUGGAUAAUUUCCUGUGGGAACGUCACAGACAAAGGUGUCAUUGCACUGAAUAAGCUCAGUAACCUUGAAUAUUUGUUCCUGAGUGACUUACCUGGGAUAAAAAACAAAGAAACCACGACACAGAUCCUUAGGAAAUCAAUGCCAGCACUGGAGCUGGAGUUAGACUUGGAAUAAAGGCAGUGCUAUACUGUUUGGCUUUUAUUGCAUAUUUACAUCUGAUGGAGACAUAAAAAGACUUUUGGAUUUGGAGCAAGGAUUAGCUACUCAGCUCACUGCUGUCUAUACUGCAGCUCUUCAUUAUCAGGUAGGGGCUUAACAGCCUUUGCAGCUUGAGAGACACUAAUGGGGUGGUGCAAUUGAUGGAUGUAGGCAAGGCCCUGAUCUCUCCCACUAUAUGAGGAUGUGAAACAUUUAAGUUUUCUAUUUGGUCAAGGUUCUCAUGAGACGUACGGACAUUUCUUAGUGGAACUUUUCAUUGAUGAAGUUGGUUUUAGAUGCUAAAUCCAGAAGCUGUUGGCACCUAAGAUCCACAUUAGAGACAAAGUCCUAUGAACUAACUCACAGAAAAGAUUUGUCUUAUGCACAGUCACCUUAAAACGUUUGGAGAUGCUAUAAUUUCUGUUUGGAGAUGCUAUAAUUCAAAACACCUACUUGGAUGUUUUGCCUCACAUUUCCAAGAAGGAAAGCACAUUAUUUAGUAAUCUACAGAGUAAAUUAUACAAUCAAAUGUUUGGUGAAGAGUCAGAGAGAGGGGGAUGUGAUAAGAAAAGACCAAGUAAUCAGAAUCCUCAUUCUAGUUUUGUUCAAAUAAGUCUGGCAUGCACUGUUUGAAUGCAGAGCUGAAAUGUAUAUGAUGUGAUUUUUCUGAGAGGAAGGAGCCAUUGGUACAAACUACCCAGAGGAAAGGUCCUUGCUGUCUUCAGGCAUGGAGGUUCGUUGAGCUUGGCACUUCUUGUGCACUUCCAGGGAAGGUGCUCUUCUUUUGGUGUUUGAUGCAGUAACAUGGAAGGCUCUUUGCAUCACUAUGUGAGAGGCCAGGAAUCCAAAGCUGAGAUCAGUUCAUACCAGAUCAAGGCAUGCAAGACUCAGAGACUACAGAGAAAAUGGCAGUAAAAACUUGAAAGCGAAGAUCACUGUUGUCAUCUUUUCUUAUAUAAAAUGCUUUGACAACUUUUCUUUCUAAGUGGUAUGACUUUAAUAAAAUAAACAGCAUUUAUUCUGA
This is a messenger RNA of Sceloporus undulatus (fence lizard), 1820 nucleotides long. RefSeq names its product distal membrane arm assembly component 2 like (gene DMAC2L). The coding region runs from base 170 to 772 and encodes 200 amino acids. Lineage: Eukaryota; Metazoa; Chordata; Lepidosauria; Squamata; Phrynosomatidae. The transcript is spliced from 5 exons. The record is from RefSeq and is a predicted model, not a curated record.